AUGAUCAGAUCACUCCGGACCAAUAAGAGGUGGAAUAACACACAUUUCAAGGAAUUUAUUCUUCUGGGACUUACGGAUAACCCAAAACUACAGGUUUUCCUUUUUUGUCUUUUCUUUAUUUUUUAUAUCGUCACUCUUGUAGGUAAUAUUGGAAUUAUAGUAGCUGUCCGAGCAGAUUCGCGACUGCAUACACCCAUGUAUUUUUUUCUCAAUAAUUUAUCCUUUUUAGAUCUGUGUUACGCAACAAUUAUAACACCAAAAACAUUGGUGAAUUUUCUCUCGACAUCAAAAACCAUCGGUUACAAUGAGUGUGCACUACAAAUGUUUUUCUUUGCUGCCUCAGUCACCACGGAAUGCUUCUUGUUAGGAAUAAUGGCCUAUGAUCGCUACGUAGCUAUUUGUAACCCUUUGCUGUAUACUAUUAUUAUGAGGAAAAGGGUCUGUGUACAGCUGCUGGCAGGGGCAUAUACCCUGGGCUACCUCAAUGCAACGCUUCAUACAAUCUGUACCUUUCGUCUACCUUUCUGUAAAACCAACAAGAUUGACCAUUUCUACUGUGACGUGCCUCCACUCCUGAAGUUGUCUUGUAUUAAAACAACUAUGAAUGAAAUUCUGAUGUUCAUAUUUGGAGGAUUUGCUGAAACAAGCUCACUUACCACCAUUAUAGUUUCCUACAGUUACAUUAUAUCCACCAUAUUAAAGAUACGCUCAUCAGAAGGGAGAAAGAAGGCCUUUUCCACAUGCGCAUCUCACAUCGUUGCCGUCAAUAUAUUCUACGGUGCCAUCCUUUUCAUGUACCUGCGUCCUUCCUCUACUUAUACCAUGAGCCAGGAUCGAGUUGCAUCCGUAUUCUAUAGUGUCGUUAUUCCUAUGUUGAACCCGCUCAUCUAUAGUUUAAGAAACAGUGAAGUAGCGCAAGCCUUGAAAAAAAUUAAAGCAAAAUAUUGUUGUAAAUAA
Messenger RNA from Spea bombifrons (plains spadefoot toad), 957 nucleotides. Its product is annotated as olfactory receptor 1020-like. The coding region runs from base 1 to 957 and encodes 318 amino acids. The transcript is spliced from 2 exons. The record is from RefSeq and is a predicted model, not a curated record. Lineage: Eukaryota; Metazoa; Chordata; Amphibia; Anura; Pelobatidae. Gene Ontology annotation, molecular function: odorant binding; olfactory receptor activity; G protein-coupled receptor activity. Gene Ontology annotation, cellular component: membrane. Gene Ontology annotation, biological process: sensory perception of smell; G protein-coupled receptor signaling pathway.